ACAUGUCCUACGUAGAUGGUAGAUUACCUUCGGAAACUGGCAAGCCUCUUGUCACUGUCACUGUCAAAAAAACCGUUUCGCUAUUCCAUAUACCUCCUCCUAUUACGAUUCGCAGUUCAGGAUCAUUUCCCUAUAACACCACCCUCGAGUGAAAUAACCACCUUAUCAUGGCCAGCACUGGCCCAUCCAAUCCCGACAAUGACGUUGUGAAAACCAACCCCAACCCCCCUCCCCCCGCCAAAAAGCUCCCCAAAGACCUCCAGCGCAUGGUCGACCGCGCCGACAAAGAUCAGCACAUCUACGACGAAGUCCGGAGCGGAACCGCCCCAGAAUCAACCGAAUCCUCCAUCCGCUACGCCGCCUACGCAACCCGCAUCCGCACCGCCCUCCUCUCCGCCCAACGCUACGUAGCCUACACCUCCGACGUCGGGGAAUCCUUCCGCCCCGUCGCACACCCCAACCUCGUUCGCGCCGCCUACGGCAUCUCCUGGGCCUAUCUGGCGGGUGACGUCGCGCACGAGGGGUAUAAAGCUUAUUGUGCGAAUCAGCGGACACUGCAUCCGGAGGGCGUGGCGGGGGGGUUGAAGGGGGGGUUGGUGACGCCGGGGGUUGUUACACCGCUGGAAGACUACCGCACAGUAAUCGUUCAACGCGCCCUCUUCCAAGGGAUAGCCUCCAUGGGCCUCCCCAUGCUAACAAUCCACUCCAUCGUCCGCUACGCCGGGCGCGCAAUGAAAAACGUCAAAUCUCCUCGACUGCGCAUGUGGGGCCCCGUUGGGCUAGGGUUGAGUGUGGUACCGGUGUUGCCGUAUUUGUUUGAUAAGCCGGUGGAGGGGGCGGUGGAGUUUGUUUUUCAUGAGGGGUUUAAGGCGAUUGGGGGGGAGCAGGCUGUUGGGGAUGCGCCGGUGGUGGGGAGGGAGAAGAGGUUGGGGGAGGGGGUUGUGGGUGGGGUGAAGAGGGAGGGGGGAAAGGGGGAUAAGGAGUUGUAGAGCAAGGGGGCUUGUGUAUAGUACCCGUGUGGGGGUGGCUGUGUGUAUACUGUAAAUCUCGACCUCAAUAUUGACGUUCCAACUUCUACUUUGAUGCGAUUGGUGGCAUCAGCAAAACAGGGCGACGAAAGGUAUAAACUAAAAGAAAAGGGGGUCGCAGCGCCAAGACAGGAAACAGCACAGGGUAUGGAAAAGCA
Pseudogymnoascus destructans is the source of this 1186-nucleotide messenger RNA. RefSeq lists its product as uncharacterized. NCBI's taxonomy places the organism in Eukaryota, Fungi, Ascomycota, Leotiomycetes, Thelebolales, Thelebolaceae. The transcript has 2 exons. Bases 168 to 989 code for a protein of 273 amino acids. The record is from RefSeq and is a predicted model, not a curated record. Gene Ontology annotation, cellular component: mitochondrion. Gene Ontology annotation, biological process: mitochondrial fission.